Andrographis paniculata is the source of this 2006-nucleotide messenger RNA. Its product is annotated as magnesium/proton exchanger-like. NCBI's taxonomy places the organism in Eukaryota, Viridiplantae, Streptophyta, Magnoliopsida, Lamiales, Acanthaceae. Gene Ontology annotation, cellular component: membrane. The record is from RefSeq and is a predicted model, not a curated record. Bases 450 to 1991 code for a protein of 513 amino acids. The transcript has 8 exons. Gene Ontology annotation, biological process: transmembrane transport; metal ion transport.
CGGCACAUACGAGGCGAAGAAAUUUGAAAGGCAGCCAUCAAUGGCCCUGGAAAAAGAAAAUUACUGCAAAAUUGGACGAGUGUAAGUCUCGUAUUUAUAGGCUCACUCGCACACACGCACCUGGGACGUUGCAUUGUCAGCGAGUGGUGUCCAGAACUUUCCCUUCCGUUUGACACACUCCAUGCACUCGUCCACCCUUCGUCCUCUUGCUCUGCUCUGAUUCAGAUACGCACGUUUCCUUGAUCCUCUCUAUCUUCAUAUCAUGCCCACCGCUCCACUUCUCCUCUGCUCCUCCCCAUUUUGUUUCUGUUUGGGUUCAGUUUCUCGGAUCUAACCGUCGUCGCCUCUCCGGCUUGCUCAUUCACGCUCCAAGGUAAGCUGUUUUUUUGAGCCGAUUGGUCACUUUGGUUGAGUUGAUCUUUGAAGCCUAAGCUGCUGAGUUUUGGAACAUGCAUGGAGGUUCCAAUCAGUCGGGGCAUAUUACGAAAUGCCAAUUUUAUUUGCUUUUCAAUUUUGAAACUCAGCUUGGGGAUGUUCUUCGGGGCUUCUUGUAUUUUCUGGCUCUUGCAUACUGUUUUAUAGGAUUGUCAUCCAUCACUGGCCGGUUUUUCCGGUCCAUGGAAAAUGUGGUUAAGCAUUCACGGGCUGUGACUGAGAAAGAUCCUCACACUAAUGCCAGUGUGGUAAAACACAAAAGGGUCUGGAAUUAUGCCAUAGCCGAUAUUACUUUGCUGGCCUUUGGGACUAGCUUUCCCCAAAUCUCACUGGCAACCAUUGAUGCACUGAGGAAUCUUGGAAACUUGUAUGCUGGAGGUUUGGGUCCAGGAACACUGGUAGGCUCUGCUGCUUUUGAUCUCUUUCCUAUCCAUGCGGUGUGCGUUGUUGUACCAAAAUCUGGAGAACUGAAGAAGAUAUCAGAUAUUGGAGUUUGGCUUGUGGAGCUCUUUUGGUCUUUCUGGGCUUAUGUUUGGCUAUACAUAAUACUAAAGGUGUGGACACCUAAUGCCAUUACUCUCUGGGAGGCAUUGUUGACGGUGUUGCAGUUUGGUCUACUGCUUCUACAUGCUUAUGCUCAGGAUAAGCGAUGGCCAUAUGUAUCUCUGCCAAUGCCAAGAACAGAGAGGCCUGAGGACUGGGUACCUGCAGAAAAUGGCAGCACAGCUUCUGAUAAGAACUCCCAGAUGCAUGAGGUUGAAGACGAUAGAAACCACAGCAUUGUUGACAUAUUUUCCAUUCAUUCUGGUCACAAAGAUAAUGAUAACUCACCUGCAAAGAGGAAACCAGACAAAGAUAAUUUACUAUCAAUCUGGAAACAGCAGUUUAUUCGUGCCUUCAUGUUGGAGAAGCCAAAUUCAAGAAAUCAGAACACUAAACCAUGGGCCCGAGCGGCAAAAAUUUUCUGGGAGUUAUUGCUUGUACCAUGGAGAUUAGUGUUUGCAUUGGUACCGCCGUAUCAGAUUGCUCAUGGAUGGAUCGCAUUCAUCUUCUCUUUGGCCUUUAUCAGUGGUGUAGCUUUCAUAGUGACAAAGAUUACUGAUUUGAUCAGCUGUGUUACAGGUAUCAAUCCAUAUGUAAUUGCAUUCACAGCAUUGGCGGCAGGGACGUCAUGGCCAGAUUUGGUAGCAAGCAAAAUAGCAGCAGAGCGGCAGAUAACAGCGGACUCUGCCAUAGCCAACAUCACAUGCAGCAAUUCAGUGAACAUCUACAUUGGCAUCGGUGUGCCGUGGCUGAUCUCGACAGUGUACAACUACUGUGCAUACGGGAGGCCUCAGCCUCUGAGGAUAGAAAAUGCAGCAGGGCUGAGCUUCUCCUUGAUAAUAUUCUUUGCAACAUCAGUGGGGUGCAUUGGCGUGUUGGUGUUCCGACGUCUGACCCUGGGCGCGGAGCUCGGCGGUCCGAGAGUCUGGGCAUGGGCUACUUGUGUGUAUUUGAUGCUGCUUUGGCUUGUGUUCGUUGUGCUGUCAUCUCUACGAGUUUCUGGGUUCAUCUGAUUCUGAUCUCAAACU